UAAUUCGCUCUGCGGCAUCGGGAGAAGCACGUUCCGUUCCAUAAUGCCUGUGGUGUUGGCAUUAUUAUUAAUUUUGCUCGUCGUUAUAUUAAAUAAGUUCUAUAAUUUCGUAUUCGGUAAACCUUUAGCAAAUGCACCUCCAGGUUUACCUCGGUUCCCAAUAUGGGGUAGCUAUUGGCUCCUUCUUUGGGGAAACUACAAUUUUCCUCACAAAACGAUCCACUAUUACGCCAAAAAGUACAAAUCCAAAGUGGUAGGAUGCUGGCUGGGCGAUUAUUACACGAUAGUUGCGACGAACUACAACAGUAUCAAGGAACUGCUCACGAAGAAAGAAUACGACGGAAGAUUGACCGAUGCUUUCAUAUUUACGUCGAGAGCUUUUGGAAAAAAAUUAGGCAUCUUUUUCACCGAUGGUGACAAAUGGAGAGAGCAAAGGAGGUUUGCCCUCAGGUAUAUGAGGGAAUUCGGGUUCGGACGACGAAUGGACAAGACUGAGAGCGAUUUUGCGGAGGAGCUGGGCGUGCUGCUUGACACCUUAAAAAGUGGUCCCGCCAACGAGAACGAGCGGAAGGUGCUCAAGGACGGCAACAUGGUCCGUUUUCCAGAUAUCCUCUAUCCAACAGCAGCCAAUUUCUUUCUGACGAUAUUCACCGGGGAACGUUUACCGAGAACUGAUCACGAGAAGCUGCGAGUCGUGUCAAGGGCCGCCGCAAAAUUUCAAAGAAACAGUGACACGACCGGAGGUGCGAUAUUGGUCACUCCUUGGAUUCGCCACUUCGCUCACGGGUUUUCUUAUCCCGGAUUCAUCGAAGGGUCGACGGGGAUAACAAACUUUAUCAAAAAAUGCUUCGGAACGAACGAGGCGUCGUUUAUCGGCGAUGCCGAAAGAGGCUUCCUCGACACGUGUAUUAAAAGACUGAAGGACGAGGAAGGAUUUCCGACAAUCACCGAAGAGCAGGUCCUCAUGCUGGGUACGGACCUGAUUUUUCCAGCGUUAACAGCUAACCCGUGGGCCGUGACGAUCAUAAUCAAGUACAUGAUGCACCAUCCUCACAUCAUGGAGAAAGUUCAAAAGCAGAUCGAUACGGUGAUCGGCAGGGAUCGGCUAAUCACGUUGAACGACAGAGUAAAUCUUCCUUACGUCGAAGCAACGAUCCGUGAAGUUAUGAGAGUGGAGACGAUGACACCUUGGUCGGUAGCUCACAGGGCGAUGGAGAGGGGUACGCUAGACGGUUUCGACGUCCCAGAGAACGCAGUUCUGGUAACCGACCUCUACUCCAUGCAUCACGAUCCAGAGAUGUGGGGUGAUCCGGAAGAAGUUCGUCCCGAGCGAUUCCUGACCGAGGACGGCCACAUGGGGAAGGACCGCUCUUUGCCGUUCGGCGCAGGGGGACGACUUUGCGCCGGCGAGACAUUCGCAAGACAAUUUUUAUUCCUCACCUUCAGCACCCUUGUCCAGAAUUUCGACUUCUCUUUCAUCGAGGGCGAGCCGUCGUCCUUGGAGGAUCGGAUUCCAGGAUUCGCUGCGAGUCCGAAAGACUUUUGGGCCAGAGUUACUCCCCGUAAAUAGAAGCACCGCAUCUCUCUACUCGACGUAGCGUUUACCGUAAUGAUUAGUUAUUUUUCUAUUUUACAUUUUCUAUACCGAUUGGUUAUAGUUAAUUCACCACACGUUAUUACCGCAAAAAUAAAUGGAUCUCGACGUU
Neodiprion fabricii is the source of this 1706-nucleotide messenger RNA. RefSeq names its product probable cytochrome P450 304a1 (gene Cyp304a1). NCBI's taxonomy places the organism in Eukaryota, Metazoa, Arthropoda, Insecta, Hymenoptera, Diprionidae. The record is from RefSeq and is a predicted model, not a curated record. Gene Ontology annotation, molecular function: monooxygenase activity; iron ion binding; oxidoreductase activity, acting on paired donors, with incorporation or reduction of molecular oxygen. The transcript is spliced from 7 exons. Bases 44 to 1570 code for a protein of 508 amino acids.